GUAGAAAGCUGUCCUUGGUGAUUUUUAGAAUCACCUCGUCUUUGUGGUGAAGCUGAAAGAGUAGCUGAACCCAUGCCUCAGGAUGUUGUGUCUUUUGAGGAAGUGUCUGUGUAUUUCUCCAAGGAGGAGUGGUCACAGCUGGAUGCUGACCAAAAAGCGCUCCACAGAGAAGUCAUGUUGGAGAAUUCCAGGAAUCUGGCUUUUCUGGGCUAUAAUGGGCAAGAGAGUAAGAAUUGCAAGGAGGAAUGCCAAGCGAUCCAUUCGAAAGGCAGAAAAGGGAAAUUUUCAGAUCAGAUGCAACCAAAGAGUGAUGAAACAAAGCAAUCACAAUGUGGAAUUAAAAAAGGCUUUCCUCGGGUCAGUCAACUUUCUAACCAUACAAUCACUGAUAUGGAAGAAAGAUCAUAUCAAAGCAUGGAGUGUGGAAAGAACUUUAAUACAUCAGAUCAUUUGAUUUUCCAUAACCAAACACAUUCAGAAGAGAAACCAAAUACCUGCAGGGAGUGUGGAAAGAUCAUCUGUGAUAAUCACUCCCUUAGAAGACAUCAAAGGAAUCACAAAGGACAAAGACCUUAUAAAUGCAUGGAGUAUGGAAAGAUUUUUCCUCAUAGCAGUAGUCUUAAUACCCACAAGAGGAACCACACAGGAGGGAAGCCAUAUCAAUGCAUGGAAUGUGGAAAGACCUUUACUCGUAGGACUACUCUUAAUUCCCACAAGAGGAUCUACACAGGAGAGAAGCCAUAUCAGUGCGUGGAGUGUGGGAAGAGCUUUAGUUCUAGUAGUAGUCUUACUUACCACAAGAGGAUCCACACAGGAGAGAACCCAUAUCAAUAUAUGGAGUGUGGAAAGAGCUUUAGUUGUAGUAGUAGUCUUACUUUCCACAAGUGGAUCCACACAGGAAGGAAGCCAUAUAAAUGUGUGGAAUGUGGAAAGGGUUUUAGGAAGAAUUGUGAUCUUACUUGCCAUAAAAGAGUGCACUUGGGGGGAAAGCCAUAUCAGUGUAGCGAGUGUGGGAAGACAUUUACUCAGGAUAGAAAUCUUACUUCUCAUAAAAGGAUCCAUAAAGGAGAGAAGCCAUAUACAUGCAUGGAAUGUGGGAAGAGCUUUACCAGAAGUAAUUCUCUGAUUGACCAUAAAGCUGUCCCCACUCAGGGGAGAAAUUAUAUCAAUGCUGGGAGUGUGGGAAGAGUUUUAGAUACAGAGGUGAUCUUACUAGACAUAAAAAGAUUCUCAACUCGGGGGAGAAUCCCUGUCAAUCCAGGGAGCGUGGAAGGAGCUGUGACAAUGGGUCCCUUGUAGAACGGAAAAGUAUCCACACAAGGAGAAAAAAAAAUCUAACUAUGUGGAAUGGGAUUUAGGAGGAGUUGUAUUCUUAUUUUCUACAGAGGAAAG
Notechis scutatus (mainland tiger snake) is the source of this 1392-nucleotide messenger RNA. The record is from RefSeq and is a predicted model, not a curated record. NCBI's taxonomy places the organism in Eukaryota, Metazoa, Chordata, Lepidosauria, Squamata, Elapidae.